This is a messenger RNA of Salvia miltiorrhiza (redroot sage), 1752 nucleotides long. RefSeq lists its product as uncharacterized. The transcript is spliced from 3 exons. NCBI's taxonomy places the organism in Eukaryota, Viridiplantae, Streptophyta, Magnoliopsida, Lamiales, Lamiaceae. Bases 644 to 1579 code for a protein of 311 amino acids. Gene Ontology annotation, molecular function: phosphoglycerate dehydrogenase activity. The record is from RefSeq and is a predicted model, not a curated record.
CACCGACCUCGUACAAUGCAAAUCUUUUGGAUAAGAUCGAUUGGAAGGAUUAAUCCCCCAUCUCCAUCAACACUGCUUCUCCUUAAUUCUCAGCAACAAAUAAUCCAAUCUAUUUGCAUGUAUUUACAUACGCAUUCCACCUAGCUAUUUCCCAAUUAAUAUAAUCAAUUUAGCCUACUCUUAAGCCUUAAGCAGACUGGUCAAAAACACAAUAAAAUAUUUACAGAUAUUUUAGUGUUCUGCUAAUAUAAAACUGCUCAGGUCUGUCCAAGUACAGGAAUAGGAUCUUCCUUUCAAAGUAGCUCUACCUAUUCCUCAUUGAAGCGUGACUCAAGAAAAGUAAUAAAAUCGAAGACUAUAUUUGUUUUGUGUCCAAAGAAGGGUGUCACAAUAUUUUAUUUUCGGCCACAAAAAAACUAGAGGAGAAUAAAAGCUCCCACUUGCAGCAGGAAAGCGAUUUGAGGGAUCAUAGGCUGAUUGGAUUCCUUUUCUUGAAAUUAUUUUUAAGAUUGUGAUUUUCCAUCAGCCCAGCAAUUCUUCUUGUGUGUGCCAGAUUUCAUGAUCAGGGUUCCUCAGCUCAUUCAUCCAAGUUCAUCAAUGUCUGUAAAGGAAUACGUUGUGCAAGUUAAGUGAGUGAGAGAGGAUGGAGAGUUCUUAUGAAUUUCAUAGCAAUGGUAAUUUGAGUGAUCAUCAAGGCCUACAGAUUAUCCGGCAUCCCUUGUAUCAAUCCGGCCAGUUUUCGUUGCAUUGGUUCGAUGCAAGAGUGUUCUAUGUUAGAAUCAGCAAUUUCUUGGUUGAUGAUGCCACCCCAGAAUGCCUCACCCUCAACCAUGUCCCCGCCUCCCCGGACUCUGUCCUUGAAGUGAACGGAACAAGAUGCUCGAUGCAAUCACAAGGGAUCUCGUGUAUUCUUAGACGCGACAGAGUUGAUAAGAAAUCAGAAGAGGCCACAUUUGUCAGUACAGAUAGUAUAAGGUUUACAGGAAGUGUGAAAUUCGAGGUUUUUGAUAAGGAUGAUCUUGUGAUCUCCGGGGUUUUGGAAAUGUCGAGUAGCAAUGGAUGUGUUGGGGAGUCAACGAAUGCAGCUAGAAAGUGGUGUAUGAAUUGCGAAUCUGUGAUUAGUGCUGGCACUGGAUUUCUGAAAGGGAAGCAAAUAAAGGAUUCUGAAUCUUCAUCUCCCACGAUUGAAGUUUACGUGGCAGGUACCUCCUCAGGAACCCCCGUCAUAUUAACCAAGAGCGUGCAGCUUAAUCACCGAAAGAAACACAGGAAGGGUGUUCUACAUUCAAUCCCAGAGUAUGAUGCUUCUGAAUCUCAUGAAGACUUUGCAUCUGGGAAUGAUCUGCAGCUGGCAGAAUAUAACCGAUAUAAAGCAGAGAGCGAUCAAGAAUACGACUUAUACUGGAGACAGACCGAAUAUAUUGAAGGUGAAGAUGGAGAGCUAUCGUGGUUCAAUGCUGGGGUACGAGUGGGUGUAGGAAUCGGACUUGGGGUGUGCCUUGGGGUCGGGAUUGGCGUUGGGUUGCUGGUUCGUACUUACCAGACCACUGCUCGAACCUUCAAGAGGCGGCUUGUAUAGUCGGGUAACACCAUCGUCUCUGUCUCAUCGCAAUAUACAGGAGCUGCUGUCAUUAGAGUGUGCAUUUUGAAGUUGAGAGUAACUUGGUUUGUUUUUUUUUUUUCAUUUUUCUCUGACUAUGUUACUGAAAAUACAAAAACUAAGAAGAGAAAUAUAUUUGGAGACAUUGUAAA